AUGACAAAAAGCAAAGUUCGUCCAAGUGACGGCAGUAGCAAGAAAUUCAAAUAUAACAUCCUUAACAGAGAUGUUUUCGGAAGGACAGUGCUUCAUGUCACUGUACUCUGUGACCAACCUGAUUUAAUGAAUCAGGUGUUACGAACACCGGAGGCAAAACUGAUAAUUUUGGCUACUGACUGUGAAAAUGGAUGGAACGUGCUUCAUUAUAUUCUAUACCACAAGCGGUUCCGUUGCCUUGCUGUACUUCAACAGUAUUUGGAUAAAACGCCGGUGGGAAACUCUUCGAUACUUCACGAGCUAUUGAAGAAGAAGGACAGAGGUGGCAUCCCGCCCCUUUUCUUGUUGCGAAACGAUCUUAAGGAUUUUGUGUGGAUUCCAACUUACAUCAAUGAACACAACGAGUACCACUUGCAGUACAGGUACCCAGAGCAUAACAGUGAAGAUGUUAGCACUCAAAGAAUGAGACGCUCUUGGCAGCUAGAUCAUAUAAUGUGGAGUCCAAAACGAGGAGCUUCAGAUAUGUACGUUAUGGGAUCUAAUGUGAAUCACUCUCUCGGCGUUGGCGAUUCCACCGACAGAUCUGUCCCUGUUAAGGUCUCACAUAAAACUUUUCAACCGCCACAUUCAGAUAUGCAACUGUUUCUUCGAAAGCCUCGAUAUCGUGACUUAAGGAUAUCGAAAUAUCAUUCGGUUGCUUUAACAACAGAUGGCCGUCUAUUCACUUGUGGGUUGGCUUCCAAAGGAAGGCUCGGUGUCGGGCAUUCAAAAAACAGUUUCUCAUUCUCGCAAGUAAGCCUUUUUGAAGAAGAAGACAGGUUAGUGUCUCAAGUUGCCGUAUCGACGGGUCACAACCUAGCGUUGACCACUUCUAAUGAGGUUUACGGUUGGGGUCUGAAUGAGUACAACCAAUUGGGCUUUACGUCUUCAGAUAGCCAGCAGUACAGAACGGGUUCGACUCGAGACUUUCAGAAUGUGCCUAUUCUGAUUACCACUGGAGAGCUUCGGAAGAAUACAAACCCGAUGGUUGGCAUUGCUGCGAGCAAAAUCCACUCUGUGGCAUAUACUGAUGAUACCAUUUAUAUGUGGGGCCUUAACAUUGGCCAGAUGGGAUUCGAGGCGGUUGGUGAGGAUGAUUACAGCCUUAACUUGCAUGGCACUAUAGUCAGGGGAAAGGUGAUUGAGCAGCCUAAAUCGGUAUCUUUCAAAGAAAAGGUACAAUUUAUCGCCACUUGCGAGACAUGCACUUGUAUUGCGACCGAUACCAACGAUCUCUUUGUUUUUUAUCAGCACCACAGAUACAAGCUUCAGAAACUUCCAACGAGAUCGGAGUUCGAUAAGUUCGACACUUAUAAGCCGUCGAGGUUGACGGUGUCGCCUAAGAUCCGGAAGAUUGCUAUGAAAUCUCCAGAGAAUGUUUUUCUUCUUCUUGAAAGUGGCGACGUUAUGUCUUUCGCAAUCCCGGCUAAGUUUGAUAUGAAGGCAGCUCGGAAUAUCAAAUUCCAAUACAUUUGGCGAGCAUUCGAUUCCAAUCUUCGUGCAGUUGAUAUCGAUAAUUCUUAUGACGGAUCGAUUGUUCUUUGCACGAGAGAUGGAUCCGUCUUCACCAAGUUCACAUCAUCCUCGCAGUCUCAACGUCGCCCAUCGCUAACUUCAAAGACACCCUCGUUGGCGAUGACAUCCAAGAACAAGUUCCGGAAACUAGAAGGUGUUAAUAGAGUUGUUAAGGUAAGCUGUGACGAUCAGUUCGUUUCAUUUGGCUUCAUGAGAGAUGAAUCUGAUAUGCUACCUCUAAAGCUUCAAAAAAAUGAUUUUAAAAUGGACUUGAACUACUUGAGCGUUUUGAGUGAAGUCGACUCAUACCGCAAACAGGAUCAACUUCUUGACACAGAUCAUGACAUGAAUUGCUAUGUAUCUGAUUUCAUAUACCCAUUGCGUCCACGCAAAAGAAAUGAUGAAUUCCUGUUCUUGGCCAGAUCUGAUGAUCACGAGGACGAUGAAACUCUUGAAAAGGUGAGAAUAAGCGACAGGCUUUAUCAAAGCUUUCUCCAGCAUUAUAGUUAUUCUUCCCGGAAGCCGAUUCAAUCCGAAAGCUUGUACCAGGCUUAUGACAUCGACGAAAUCUCAAGGCUUAAUGAUGUACUAUCAUUAGAAGCUGCCUUUAAUUCACUUGUAAAAGUGCAAGCCUCGUUUUACAAAUUUCACGACGCCGCGAUUGAAUUCCGGAGUCUGCCAAACAUCCGUUUAAAAUUUCAUUCCAACAUCUUGGCAUGCCGCUCAGAGUUUUUCGAAAGGCUCAUGUCGCAGGAAAACGGCGAUGAAUUCUUUAUAACUCAUGGCUUCAAAGGCAGCUAUGAUGUGACGAGACGAUUGUUGACAUUCGAAUCUGAUGUCGAUGUUCGAGCCACCGUUGUGUUUUUGCACUUCAUCUACACGAAUAGUGUGUUGCGUUUCUGGGAUGCUUUUCCAUUGGGGUCGAAAUGCCCUCCGUCUGUGAAGAGAUCGAAAGAUCAUUUCGCAAUCUUGAUGGCAAUUUUUCAAAUGGACUCGCACUUUGGGAAAGAGGAGAAAUUCAUUGAGCUGUUCCAAAGCUGUAUCAACAACGGACGUGGGGACUUGACGAUAAUCUUACUGGACGGUCAAGUGCGUUGUGAUUCUUCCAUCCUUGUAGCAAGGUCAGCUUUUUUUGAGACUUUCUUGUCAGAGAGGUGGGAAACAAUAGCCAGUGAUGAUACAGACAGCUCAUUUGAGGAAGAACAGAAACAAGUUAACCUAGAGGGCAUUAACACGUUGCAAUUUGAGGUGAUACUUCGCCAUAUAUAUGGCUGUGAUGAUCUUAAAGUAUUUGAUUGCAUUUAUGGCGUGGUUUCCAGUGAUGACGACAGCGACGAUUUCAUUAAUUUCUUGCUUGACAUGAUAGAGAUCUCUGACGAGUUGCUUCUUAUUCAAUUGAAGCAUAUAUCUGAACUUGCUAUCAAAGACCUCAUCACAUACGAUAAUGUUCUUUUGCUACUCACCCAUUCAUUUUAUUUGUCGGCUUCAAAAUUAUUUAAGAGCUGUUGUUGGUGCAUUUUCAACAAUCUAGACAUUCUUAUUUUUGAACCAACGUUUCGGGAUCUUGACGAAGAAAUUCUUGCUGCCUUGGAGAAGGAGAUGAGGUUUUUGCAGUUGAUGAAACAGAAUGACUUUGUUGUUGGAGAUCGCGGAGAAGUUAAUCUCAACUUAAUCAGAUCAUUAAAUGGUCCAAUAAUUGAUGCUGAUGCGUUAUCAGACUUUGCAAAAGCUUUCAAUGAUAUAUUUUUGACUGAUGAUCUGGCUUUCAAACCAAUUUUUGAUCAAUCGCCCGAACCUCUUGGAGCGGAGGAGAAAAAACGCAGAUCCUCUUCGAGAAAGCUUUCAAGGAGGAGUAGUACUAUCGAACUCCCCAAAGAGCUUCAAAACUUGAACAUCUGCAAGUCUUCGAGGAAAGUAAGCGAUUCGGCAAUUGCUGAUGACAUCACUGGUGAAGAUGACUUCGAAAUGGUAACAUCAAGAAGACGUCGCAAAUCGAAGACGGGCACUAAUACACAUCCAGUGUCUCAACAUGAAACGAGCGAAGUUGAGCUGAGUAGAGGCCAACUUCUUGAAGCUCUGAAGUCAGAAAGCUCGAGUCCGCCACCCCUGGGUGCUACUCUAGGCACUGGAUGGAGCGCACGCGACGUGUCGACCAGUCCCAUUGAGGGCACCCCAUUCGGACCCACGCUCGGUGAUAAAGUAACCGGUAACAAGUCCAAAUCCAAAAUCAAGUUUUCUGGUAUCAAACCAUCGCAGAAGCAGAGAAGGAAAUUUGGAGACUUGAACACGGAUCAGAAGUUUACGGACAACAUUGUUACACCCACGCUCAAAAAUCCGUGGAAGGCUGUUUCUCCCCCAGCUGCUCAAAUGGAUUCUGCAAGCAACAUGCCCGUACUUGGGAGUGCAAAUUCCGAGGCGGGUAGCAGUUCCAGCUCCAUGACUGCCAUAAUGCUCGAGGAGUCAAUGAAGAUUGAAAGACAAAAGCAAUUCGAGGGCGAAAGAAAGUCUCUCCAAGAAAUUCAGCAGGAGCAGGAGUUUGCAAAAUGGUGGGAAGAAGAAUCCCGACUCAACUCUGUGCUUAUCCAGCACCAGCACCCCUUCUUGUCUGAGCAACGAGGCCUGCUCGAACUCACCAUUUUCUCUAACUGA
Molecule: messenger RNA, 4203 nt
Organism: Candidozyma duobushaemuli
Lineage: Eukaryota; Fungi; Ascomycota; Pichiomycetes; Serinales; Metschnikowiaceae
Exons: 2
Coding region: 1-4203 (1400 amino acids)
Molecular function (GO): protein binding
Source: RefSeq, a predicted model, not a curated record